Molecule: messenger RNA, 602 nt
Organism: Mercurialis annua (annual mercury)
Lineage: Eukaryota; Viridiplantae; Streptophyta; Magnoliopsida; Malpighiales; Euphorbiaceae
Product: histone H4
Exons: 1
Coding region: 64-375 (103 amino acids)
Biological process (GO): nucleosome assembly
Cellular component (GO): nucleosome
Molecular function (GO): structural constituent of chromatin; DNA binding; protein heterodimerization activity
Source: RefSeq, a predicted model, not a curated record
AAAUCCACAAUUCAAAUCAAACAAAUUCAAUUGUCUCAAAAAUCCAAUCGAUUAGGUCCAAAAAUGUCAGGACGAGGAAAAGGAGGUAAGGGAUUAGGAAAGGGCGGAGCAAAGCGGCACAGGAAGGUCUUAAGAGACAACAUCCAAGGAAUUACAAAGCCGGCGAUCCGGCGUUUGGCUCGGAGAGGCGGAGUUAAGCGGAUCAGCGGGCUGAUCUACGAGGAGACACGUGGAGUUCUCAAGAUCUUCUUGGAGAAUGUGAUUAGAGACGCUGUGACUUACACUGAGCACGCGAGGAGGAAGACUGUUACUGCAAUGGAUGUUGUUUAUGCUUUGAAGAGACAGGGACGAACUCUCUAUGGAUUCGGCGGUUGAGCGGCGGUGGUUGUGACGGUGAUGGUGGUGGUCGGAGAAGUCUUGCUGUCAAGAAAAGUGAAAUGGGCGACGGUGGUUGUGUUCUUUUAGAGUUAGAGUUAGUUGAUUUGUGUUCAAUUGAAAUGCUGUGUAAUUAAGAAAGUUAGAGAGUAGUUCUUAUUAAUGUAAUGUGUAAUUCUGGCUUUGAAUUGCAAAUUUGAUCUAAUUCGGUUUGUUUCUUCUUCCAA